This is a messenger RNA of Orbicella faveolata, 1394 nucleotides long. Its product is annotated as arylsulfatase B-like. Lineage: Eukaryota; Metazoa; Cnidaria; Anthozoa; Scleractinia; Merulinidae. The record is from RefSeq and is a predicted model, not a curated record. Gene Ontology annotation, molecular function: sulfuric ester hydrolase activity.
UUUCUUCAGAAAUUUCCUCACUUUUCAACUGAAGAUAGAAGAAUCUACGCUGCUAUGGUGGCUUCGUUGGAUGAAUCUGUUGGAAACAUUACAAAAGCUCUUAAAAGAAGUGGAUUGUAUGACAACUCUGUCAUCGUUUUCACGACAGAUAACGGAGGUGCUCCCUGGGGAUUUAACUGGAAUCAAGGCUCGAAUUACCCACUCAGAGGAGGAAAAGUGACAUUAUGGGAGGGAGGGGUCCGUGGUGUCGGAUUUGUACACAGCAAUUUGAUAAGAAAAAAAGAGCGCGUCAGUUAUGACUUAAUUGAUGCCACAGAUUGGUUACCAACCUUCUAUCAUCUGGCUGGCGGUAACGUCUCCAUGAUAGAAGAUAAGAUUGAUGGCAUGAAUGUGUGGGACACCUUAGCGCAUGGAAAGAAAUCUCCAAGAACUGAGGUUCUUCACAACAUUGACCCCAUCAGUAGAUUCGCAGCAAUCAGAGUGGAGCGAUACAAGUUAGUUGUGAAUCAGGACGGUUUUUACAAAUCAACUUGGUAUCCACGUUAUGAGGUACCAGGAGAACUGGACACUAUGCCACAGCCCCGCACACUGCCUGGCGCGGUUAUUCAGUGUGGCGAGUGGAACAGUAGCAUAGAAACUGCAUGCAACAGUGAUGUGUUCCCUUGUUUGUUUGACAUUGAAGAAGACCCUUGCGAGUACAAAAACAUUGCUAAAACUCAUAUCGACAUAGUAAGGCGUCUGGUCUUGAGGCUGAUUUAUUACCAGAGAAGGGCCCUUCCUGUGUGGUUUCCAGAGACGGACACGAAAGCUGACCCAGCAAAGCAUUGUGGGUUUUGGAGUCCUUGGAGGUCCUCAAAGAAAAACAAAGCUAUUUUGCAGAAAGUUAUUGAUAACUUACCUUCAGGAGUUGAGAGAAAACAUAAAUGUAAGGGCAAAUGCGCGGCACGUGAGACUAAGAAAACUGAAAAAACAGAAAAGGUCUCUUUUAAUACAUACGAGGCAGAAGAAAAAAAAUUUUAUCAGACUCUGAAGGGAAUUCUCCGAAUGGUUAACGAAGAACGCAAAAAGGGCCACAUUCCCCGGGCAAGCAGUAAAGUAACGAAAGCGUCCAAUGCAAUGCUUUGGUAGAUAAGGACAUCUUUGUAUCAAAGGAUCUCGAGAGUUUUGCAAAACUAUCUUGCUUUAGUUGUUCGCAAAGUAUAAAGUGGUAACUGAGUUUCAAAUGAAAUGGUUCAAUAAUCACGCCCAUUGGCCUUUCACAUACUUGUGUAGCUUCUAUAAAAGUGAGUUCUCCAAUUUUUUUCUUUUUUCUUGGAAAUCGUUAGAUUUUAUCGAUAUCCGAAUGUCAAAAUGUAUGCUUAAUCUGUAACGUAAAUAAAAUUAAAGAAGAGCGA